AGUAUCGCUUUCAACUAAGCCUAACAGAUCAUCGUUUCGCACCCACGGUACGGAGGUACAGUAACUAAUCCCGGCGCUUCGGCGCAACUCUUCUUGGCGCAACUCACACCACAAGUGGAUCAAGAUAGUGCCAUCGACCUGGCGAGAAGGAAGGUGGCCGAUACGGAGCAUGCUGUGGGUGAACAGAGAGAUAGAAGCGGAACAGGUACGGGUAGAGUCGCCGGACUUGACAGCAGCAAUCAUCCGACUGCACGAGCGUCGGGCGUUGGUGGUGUCGGUGUACAUACCAGGAGGAGACUGGCAAGCACUGCGAGACGCAUGCAACAAGCUAAAUACGGUGGUUAAAGAUGCAAGAAGAAGGGCCGGCACGGUAGUGGACGUGGUGCUGGCCGGCGACCUCAAUCAGCACGACCAGCUGUGGGGAGGAGAGGAUGUGACGCUAGUUAGAUUGAUUGAUUGAUUGAUUGAUUUUGUCCUACUCGGUUUCAGCCGCGUUUUCUCCGCAGCUAUGCCCGGAUGACAGACAUGGCAGACAGCCGACGCGAUGCGGACGUGAGUCCACAACGCCCCACUUCACUCUCGAAAGAGCCAUCUGUCCUCAGAGGCCUGCCGUUGUCUGGCUUCUAUCUACGACUAUGUACAUUUCGUCUGUAGAAGUGACGUCUUUUGCCUAUGUUUGUGUUCUGCGAACUGUGUUUCUAUGUGUAUGCCGUACUCGAAGCCUCAUGUG
Bipolaris sorokiniana ND90Pr is the source of this 730-nucleotide messenger RNA. RefSeq lists its product as uncharacterized. NCBI's taxonomy places the organism in Eukaryota, Fungi, Ascomycota, Dothideomycetes, Pleosporales, Pleosporaceae. Gene Ontology annotation, molecular function: catalytic activity. Bases 170 to 460 code for a protein of 96 amino acids. The transcript has a single exon. The record is from RefSeq and is a predicted model, not a curated record.